GUGAAAUUAUUGUAUAAAAAAUUCGCUGAAUCAGAGCCGUAACUGGCAGCGUCAGUGAGGAGGCAAUCUUUUCUCCCAUAACUAUUCUCACAGGAUUCCUAUCAUUCAACACGAUGUGGUCUUUUUUGCUUCACAUUUUUCUAUCAGGCCUAAUCUUGCAAGCUACUAUUAGUCAACAAUUGUGGAGUUAUAAUUUUUUGGCAUAUUUAUAUUACUGGAUUAUUGAUUUAAAAACCCUUCAAACCGAUUUACAUUGGUGAGCAAUUGCAAAUUUUCGGCGUGCAAAAUUGAAUUCGCUCGCAUGCAUUUUUGCGGAGCGCUAGCGCCCUCAGGCGUCCACCUGCCAUGGAAUUCAGUCUGGAUCUAAGUAUAGAGUGAAUAUGGAUAAUAUUUAAUAUACACAUUUCUGCAUUUGGCGAUGGUAGUUCUAUAGACUGGUGAACACUACAAAUAACUUAGCCAAACCAAUAGACCUACCAAAAAUUCCCCAUUCUGCCAUUUGAUAAAUUCCCUUAUAGUUAUACCUAUUUGUGGACAAUCCUCACAAAAUUAGUCUAGAUUAAACUACCUAAUUCUAAUUUCUGAAUUCUAUGUAGAGCGUUUUACAUUAUUAUAGAAUGUCAGAAGAAUUACUUUCAUGGUGUCAAACAUUAGUUGAAAAACUUUUGAAGCAAAAAGAUGAUUUGCUACAAAACAGCAAGAAGGAAAAACCAAAAGAAUGUAAUUUACCACACUACAAAACAAUGCUUGAAGUUUAUAAAUCGAUAGAAGAAAAAGAACUAUUACUUCUUGAAAUCAAUCGGAGAAUUAAAGAAACAGAGAGAGAAAACGACAUUAAGCAAAUUAAAAAUUCUUUCUCAUCUUUUCGUUUAUGUGAAAGUGUUGCCGUUGAACGACAAACUUCAUAUAUCCGAGUAUGGCUUCAUCAAAUCUUAAUGCAUAAUAAGAACUUAAAAACUGAAACUGAACUGUCAGAAAAUGUAAUGUUUUAUGAUGUAGACUUUGUUGAAUCAAAUGGUAAAGAAAGUUUGACAUGGUCAACAAGGUAUAAAGGAAGGUGUUUGAGGGUUUGUAUAAAUGCGUCAUCCACAUGUCCUAUUACCGCCCUGGAAAGCUAUGAUUUUUCUGCAUCUUUUUAUGUUACUGGCUUAGUCGAUGAAGGGAAACGAAUGAUCACUUCUGCUGAAAAUGUUACAGAAUAUGUUAAAUUAUUGUGGAGUGGACUGCAAGAACUUAUUGAUAUUUUUUAGUUGCUGUUUUAUGUAAUCAUCUUGCAAUAUUAUUAUUAUUAAAUUGGUAUUAUUUAUAUUUGAAAAUAUGAGAUGUCAAAAAAUUUGGUAUGAGGAAUGAUGGCCUUAUAUUCAAUUGUAGAAUAUCAACUUUUUGUGGACAUGCAUUUUCAGUUUAUUACAGCAUAUACAAUCAUUUCUGAAGGGCAGUUUGUGAACUGGAAAUAUAUUAAAUGUCCUGUCUAAUCUGAAUUCUUGAACUAAAGAUUUUGGGUACUCCCAUAGGAUGUGUACCAGGCCAUAAUUUCAUUCUGAAUUUCCUUAUUUUAGUUCUAUUUGUUUGUGUUAGCCAAGUGAAUAUGCCCCCUGCCCAUCCCCAUAGGCUUCCGUCCC
Styela clava is the source of this 1622-nucleotide messenger RNA. The record is from RefSeq and is a predicted model, not a curated record. Lineage: Eukaryota; Metazoa; Chordata; Ascidiacea; Stolidobranchia; Styelidae.